Messenger RNA from Ixodes scapularis (black-legged tick), 906 nucleotides. RefSeq lists its product as uncharacterized. The record is from RefSeq and is a predicted model, not a curated record. The transcript has 4 exons. The coding region runs from base 1 to 906 and encodes 301 amino acids. Lineage: Eukaryota; Metazoa; Arthropoda; Arachnida; Ixodida; Ixodidae.
AUGGUGCAUGCAUUUGUUUACAUCUUCUACAUUAUAUGUCUACUUUUUCUCCAGUUUCACCUCUGCAACAACACCUUCAUCGACGCAAAGAACGCGUCAAAAAUAUUUAAAAACAAAAAGAGGACAAUUGGUGUACUAGAUGCUGCCCAAGCCAUUUUGGGGCACGAAAACACUGGCUCAGUGAAGAAUGUGCGGGAGGUUGCUGCCAGGGGACCUCUGCUGCCAGGGGACCUCAACACUAAGCAGUCGACACCGGCCAAAGUUCAGGUAGUCUCCGAAAGCCUGCCCUUCCUAGCUGCAUCUCCUGAUGCCACUGUCUUUUGUGCAUGCUGCAAGAAGGCAGUCCUGGAAGUCAAGUGUGCCGCACCAAUGAAAGGUGCCUCCCUCACUAAGACUUCCAAGUGUUUACCUUAUCUGAAUGAGAACCUGCAGCUAAGGCAUGUUCACAAUUAUUAUGCACAAGUACAAGCACAAAUGGCGGCCACGAAGCUCCGUCAAGCAUACUUUGCUGUGUUCACGGAACCUUUUAUAGACAUAGUGGUUAUAACCUCUGAUAAGAAUUUCUGGGCAGCUGCAAAACUUGCAGCAGAGAGCUUUUUUGUUAACCACAUCUUUCCAAAACUGCAGUCCAUGCGAAUCUACAAGCAAAUGAAAUGUGCGAGGAAAAAAUGUCACUGCCAUGGUGCUAGGUCGGGCUGUGUUGUUGAAUUUUUCCUUUGUCACGCCAUUUUCCAUCUGAAGCGUGUAAACCUUAAAUGCACACCAAGACCGUGGGUGUACACUGCAUGCCAAAAUGUCAGCCAGACUGGUGACGACUUAAUUCAGAGCCAUCCAGAUAUGACUUUGGUGCUGCAGGUCUUCGCCAAACAGAUUGACCUACUCACCAAGACCCUGAUGCUCGGGUGA